Molecule: messenger RNA, 3370 nt
Organism: Colossoma macropomum (tambaqui)
Lineage: Eukaryota; Metazoa; Chordata; Actinopteri; Characiformes; Serrasalmidae
Gene: ppp1r2
Product: protein phosphatase 1, regulatory (inhibitor) subunit 2
Exons: 6
Coding region: 248-847 (199 amino acids)
Biological process (GO): regulation of signal transduction
Molecular function (GO): protein phosphatase inhibitor activity
Source: RefSeq, a predicted model, not a curated record
GCGCCCUGAUUCCCCUCCACAAACUCUGCUGCUCCACAGAGAACCUGUAUGAGACGCCGGUCCGGUCCGGUCUGGUUCGGUCCUCCGCAGACUUUGGACACGACGGUUUGACGGUUAGAGCCCCGCUUUCGGGACUACAGCGACUCGCAAGUGGUUCAGGAGCCGAGUCGGUUUGUUUUGGUGUGCUUUCUCGCCGGUUUCGUGGUUGGCGGAGCGGGAGAGAGGCGCUCUGAGGGCGGCGUGUGGCAUGGCAGCUCCCCGGCCUAUUAAAGGCAUCUUAAAAAACAAGAACAGCGGUGCUCGAGUCUGCACCGAACCGCCGCCGGAGAGCACGGAGCCCGUAGGACCCGGAGGAACCGAGGAAGACCAGCAGAAGAAGUCGCAGAAAUGGGACGAAAUGAACAUUCUGGCCACGUAUCACCCUCCAGAUAAGGACUACGGGCUGAUGAAGAUUGACGAGCCGAGCACGCCGUACAAUCGGAUGGUGGGGGACGAGGAGGAUGACGAGGUGCACAGCGACAGUGAGGGGAAUGCGGCCCUCACAGUGGACGACCUGGCCAAAAAACUGGCAGCAGCUGAAGGUGCGGAGCCUCGCUUUAUGAGGCAGGAGGAGGAGAGCAGUGAGGAGGAAGAGGAGCUGACUCCAGAGGAGCAGGCCAAGAAGAAGCAGUUUGAGAUGAUGAGGAAGAUGCAUUACAACGAAGGCCUCAACAUUAAACUGGCCAGACAGCUGAUCGCCAGCGAGCUGGAAGAGGAAGAAGAUGAGGAUGAGGAGAUGAGGGACGACACAGAGACAGAAGAUAUCAACGUAGACCCCCCUCAAGAAGCAGAUUCCUUGGAUUCGUAAACAGCGACAUCGCUUCACCUGCAGCUCCUGCCUCGGCUCGUGACCCGUCGGCGGUGCGCGUGCUGCCUCACGAUCGCGGAGGACACUGCUUCAGGACCCGCUCCCACCAACCUCCUGUAAUCUACAAGCAAUGCAAAUCCAUAUCAACCUGCUGGUUGCUCCCUCUGUUGCCAAGAGUGUGUUUGUCUUACUGUCGUCACGCAAAACAAACAGCGAGGCCUAAAGACUGCUAUCGAACACUUGGGUUCAUCAGAAAGGACUCCACCCUCUCUCGGGCAGACUGAAAAAGGCUGAAAAGGAGAGGAGUGCUUCCGCCCGCAGCUCCUGCUCCUCUGCUCCUGUUCGUGACCGCAGCAGCGAGCCACUGCUUUCCCCAGCUGUUCUCCUCAGCCCGAGUGAGGCUGUUCAUUUGAGGGUCGAUGUGUGACGUCCUCCAUUGAAAAGCCACUAAGCGCCCGUUCUAGUAGUGCUAAUAAUGCUAGUAGUACUAUUAAAGCCCUGUGUAUACUUGCUGUUGCACUGACCCUGACCAUAUGCCCGUAGACAGCAGUCAGUACGUGUUUAGCUUCGAAGGGGAACUUCACCAAUGCUUCAGAAUUUCUUAUUAAUUCAGUGGUUGAUGUAAAAAAGGUCAGGUCUGAAACUUAAAUUUACUGAUGUUUGACUUUACAGUGGUGGUGAUGGGAACCAGGGGUCGUGAUUUCUGUAACAAUGUCUAUAGCCAUUUUACUCACUAGCCAUAAUCACCAGUUAACCCUAGGCUACGUGUGUCUUAGAGAUUUUUAUAUGCAAUAUUGGAAAGGGUAAAAUAGGGAAAAUACAUUUUCUUUUGGUACUAUUUUGCCUUACAACGCCGUGCGUGUACCCUCCACUGUGAAUACUUUUUAGGCAAAAAGCUUAAACCAUCAUAAAACAAGGUUAAAUCAUCAGACUGGAUAUUCAGAAUCAUUUCAUUUGAGAAUUUUCUGAGAGGGAGCUUUGAAAGGCAUUUAACUCUUUCAGACGUCUGGUUCCCAUCACCACCACUGUCAAUUCUGGUUUAUUAGAACGAAGCAUUUCACAUUAAACCACUCUUAAUGACUUUGUUUGCAUUGUUCUGAUUGGCUUGUGCAGAAAUUUUGAAGAGUUGGUGGACUUCCCCUUUAAGUUUAGCAACCCACACCUGCACGCCUUUAGUGGGUUUGUUUAUUCUCUACACUUGACACUAAUGACCAGCCUGUAUCACGAUUUUUUCAUCAUUGAUAUUGAUUAAUUUCAGCUGAUUCUGCUUUUGGCGUGGAGCUUCAGAGUCAAACGUAGCCUAUUCUCUUACAAAUGAAGGUGCCGAAAGGGGUUCUUUGGAGCGAUGCCGCGAGAGAACCACUUCUGGUUCACUAAAGAACCUUUCCAAGGGUGGUUCUCGUAAGAUUUCUGAGACUGAAGAAGUUUAAAGGGCCCAUAUCACUGGAAAACUGAACUUGCCUAGCUUUGCUUGUUUAGUUUCACUAUCUAGUCAAUACAGUUCAUAUAUGGAAACUUACCUGCCUAAAACUGCCCAUUUCGAACUCACUCAUUUUGUGAUGUCACAAAAACAAACAUGCAUUUGCAUAUAUCCGCCUGUUCAGGCUACAACAGUUUAGCCCCGCCUGUUCACCCAGACGUUAGAGGGAGUGUAAGUUCGUUUUGAGGCACAUCCAAGCAGAACAGAGCUUCAGUCUAAAGAGCACAGUAACCAGAACAGCCUGUUUAAGUUGUAGGGAUGAAGUGAGGUUGGAAAAUGGUCGAGAAAAAAUGAGGUAUGACUGUUUUUAGUACAUAAUUCCAUAGAAGCGUUGAGUGGACCUCAGGGGAUAAAAUAAAAUACAAGCAAAAUGUAGCAUAUGGGCCCUUUAAUGCACCUCCACAGAAUGUAGAGGCUCUAUACUGGUUAAAGGUGUUUUCCUAGAACCAUACACCCAUGCCAAGAACCAUUUAGGAACCUUUACUUAAAGAGCGUAGCUACGUUACGCCUCUCAGGCUGACUUGAGCAGGUUUGCACAGUGGAUCAGUGUUUAUGAAGCGCCGACUGCUGCUAACUGUCACUGGCUGUCAGGCUGUGGCUCAGAGGCUUAGCAGGUGUUAUUUUCCCUCUAUAUGAGUUAUUAUAUUUAGUUUCUAAGUUAUACCCAUUCAAAACAAAGUGCUUGAGAGUCUCGAGAUGUCUAGAAAAGAACAAAAACAAAAAAAUCUUUGGAAUUUUGCCACCCAAACGUUUGCUAACGGGGACCUGAGGCUGCUGCCCUCUAGUGGCUGGAAGUGAAAAUGUUCGUUUGAGCUCUACUGUAUGCAUGGCUUCCUAAAUCCAUGUUUUGUAUUACUUGAGCAGUCACAACUACGCCCAGCAUCCUAUGAAUUUAACGGUGAGUAUUUCGUAAUUUAUUACCAAACGAAACUGUGUGAACUACUGAAGAGCUGUACUGAAUCCUUUCCGUGUUGACGUCAUUUGUUCCUUUUUCCCUAAAAAAAAAAGAAACGAGGAGGAUAAAAGAGCGAUUUGCUGAUUAA